Messenger RNA from Odontomachus brunneus, 3738 nucleotides. RefSeq lists its product as uncharacterized. Gene Ontology annotation, molecular function: sequence-specific DNA binding. NCBI's taxonomy places the organism in Eukaryota, Metazoa, Arthropoda, Insecta, Hymenoptera, Formicidae. The transcript has 10 exons. The record is from RefSeq and is a predicted model, not a curated record. The coding region runs from base 450 to 3332 and encodes 960 amino acids.
UCGAUAUCUAAACAAAUUUGGAAAGUUUUCAAUGCAAUAACCAGUUUAAUUAAUUUUCAAAUUACCGCUUAUUUGACAUAAGACAAGUCAUUAGUCAUAUGUUUCAUCCACUAUUGGCUAAUCUGAUUUUGGACAUGCGUAUUAUGACACAAUUCUUUUUGAGUUUGUGGCAGUUUAAAUUGACAUACCGUUUCUCGUUUAGCUUUUUUUUAAGGAGUCGCACCCAAGAAGUAAUUGUAUGUGUGUGAGAAUAUAAAAGUCUUUCCGUAUAUUGAAGAAAGUACUUUGUGCCCUUUGACAAAUUUUUAACGAUCGACGUGCUGAAAGUUUCGUACAAAUUUGUAUCUUCUGCAGGAAUAAAAAUUUACAAAAAAAUCUAUACAUGAGAAACUGUAACUUAUCCCAGGAUACAUAAAUAUUAAUUAUCUUGAUGACAUUUUUUUAAAAAAAUGAAUGAGCAUCUUGUUAGUGAAACAGCUACUCGAUGGUGUUCUGCACCAGGUUGUAUGAUGAAUAUAAAAAUAGCAAAACGACAUUACUUUAGAUUUCCCAAAGAAAGGAAAAGAUGGAUGGAAUGGAUAAAAGCUUGCAACAGAAUGGACUUAGUCAUGAUAGGUCCAGAAUAUGCUAAUCGAUACUACCGCUUGUGUCAUUUACAUUUUCGAGUAGAAAUGUUUAGAAAUAUAGAAGGAAGAAUUUAUUUAAAUAAGGAAGCUGUCCCAUCAAUAUUUUUAAAACCAUUACCAGUAAGCAACAAUGACGCAUCUACACAUUUAGUACAACCAAUCUCGUUUGUAACUAUAUUUUUAAGACCAGAAAGUAGAAAUAGCUUGUCCAAAGAUGUAUCAGAAGUAACAAAGGAAUUGGAGAUUUCUCAGACGCCAACAUCUGAUGAAAAAGAUACACCUAUAAUUUCAUCGCUACAAGCACUUUUUCCGAAAGCAUCUAUAAAGCAAGUCCAUGAGAAAAGAAAUAUGUCAACUACCCAGGCCACAGUGAUUGAAAUAAAGUCAGAGAGCAACGAUGAUAGAAAUAUCUCUGGCAAUUCAAUGGUAGAAACACGUGCUAUCACAGAUGUAUGUAAAGAUUCAGCAAUAUCAUCAUCAUGGAUAGUUUCGAAGGAAGACUGUAACAAUAUAUGUACGUCUGCGGGUCCUUCAUCGUCAACUACACUACAGAAUGCAACGUCGGUUCUUGCUAUAACAGAAAAUGAUAUCAAAACACCAACGAAAACACAUUGGCAUGUUUCGACCCAGACGCCGUCAAUCGAUUUCUUAGUCGGGAAAAGACGAAUGGAAGAACCUGAAAUUCAUAUCGACACUCCAGUCACAAAGCGAAAGAAAGAAGUAUUGUCUACGGAAAACGAAGACUAUCGCGCGAACAUGAGUAGAUUCAAAGCGACGUGCACCGAUUUAUUGCCGCGCAAUUCUGCCCUGUUGGUCUCCGCAUGUAUUGAUGCUCGCGAGAGAGGCAAGGCUAUGCGGCACAACUUCGAGGGUAAGCAAUUCGCGCUUGAGUUAUUUCUCAUGGCACCAGCAGCAUAUCGAUUUUAUCGGCCGUUAUGUCUGUUGCCUACUGUGCGCCAAUUGUGGCGGCAUGUCCGGGAUUGGGACAUACCGACUGGUAUUAGCGACAACGUGUUGAAUGCGUUACACUUGAAGAUGAAGUCGUUGCCACCGGUGGAGAGACGCUGCUGUCUGUGUGUGAAUCAGAUGCUGCUGCGCUCGCAUCUUUUCUACAAUCUAUCGCGCGACAGGAUCAUCGGUUUCGACGACACUGGCUCGAAAAAGCGACGUACACUCGCGAAGAAGGCUCUAGUGAUGAUAGUGCGUAGCUUAGCCGGCGAUUGGGAACAACCGAUUGCUUACUACUUUCAGGAGGACACGUGUAAUGUCAACAUCGUGAAGAAUCUGAUAUUUCUCGCGAUAACAAAGCUAAAGUCUAUCGGUGUGACCGUACAUGCCUUGGUCACCGGUAUGGCGCCGAUCUUCCUACAUCUUUCGCGACGACUAGGAAUCUUCGCGGAGCAUCCGUCGUUCUUAGUGGAUGGCGAGAGGGUGUUCUAUGUGUUUGACGUCGGUCGUCUGAUAAGAGCGACAAGGAACAUUCUUAUGAAGCAUGAGUUACAUUUUCGGGAAAAGAGAGCCUCGUGGGUGGACAUUGAGCUAUUCUUUAGAAGCGACAACCAGAUGCGAUUGCCACUGGUCCCUAAACUAUCCGUGGCUCACCUCGAGCCCAACAAAUACCAGAAGACAGAGACCAAAUAUGCCGUUCAAGUGUUCAGCAGCACAUUAGCCGCAGGAUUAAGCGCGUACACUGUUUCCGGCGGGUUUCCGCUGAAAGCGAUCGGCACUGUGGAAUUGUUGCGCAAUUUCGAUCAGCUGUUUGACAUCUUAAACUCCUCCACACCCACUAAGUCUAACAGCAAGGAUUUCAGCCAGGCAUUCACGGGCAGCACACACGAGAUGUGUUUUCUGCAACGAAUGCUCGAUUUCCUCAAGUCGAUCCGGGUGAUCGACAAGAACAGCGGGUGUGUGAAAUCGACCGGUUGCUUCAAUCGUUGGCAGAUCACGAUCAACGCUGUUAUGCAACUGUGGAGCGUUCUGCGGGACCAUCAGCUUCCCUUUCUCCGCACGAGACAACUGAAUCAGGAGUGCGUCGAACGCAUUUUCCGCUCCAUUAGACGACAGAGUGGAAAUCGCGUCUUGCCUACGCCCAUUCUGUUUACUCGCGCGUUCAAGAACCUCGUCAGCAAGCACCUGCUCGAGCACUCGUGCAACGAGGACCUCGCCGGGAAAGCACGCCGAAUGCUCAAGCGGAUAGCAACUUCGUCGCCGUCUACGCUGUCGUCUUCAUCACGGACCAGCCAGCAGACCCUAGCACCUGCCAUCCAGAUAGCUUUAUACGUCACCUCGACCAAUUAUCGCAACAUCGAUCCACGACCGCCUGAGAAAGUCGCGCUCAAGCACGUGUGCGAGUACCUGCUCGACGAGUGCUCGCGCGCACACAAUUGCGAUGUGUGCAUUGCCUAUGUCAGGGAGGCGAAAGAAUUUCCUGAAGGCGCGCCGAACUCCUUCAGCGCUUACGUUUACGCUCUCGAGAACGUGUUCAUGAGCAACUUCGCGGACCUCGCCACUGAGGAGAAUCUCGGUACGCGUAUACUACAACUCGUACAGGAAGUCAAUUAUAAACCUCCCUGUCCGGAAUUCCCGGUCAGCCUGCUGCUUAAAUUGUACCUGCGCAUAAGAAUAUACAUUACGCUAUCGCGCCAUAACAAAAUCUGUAAGGAAGGCGCGGAAUCGUGCAAGGUGUUGAGCGUGGCACAAUUAUAAGUCGUUCGAUUUUAUCGAGAUAUGUUACUUGUGCCUGUUUGUUUCUAAUACGUUUAUUAUAUUUGCACAUUUUUAUUGCGUACUUCAUUUUUUACUGCGUUAUAUCUGUUCACUUUUAUCGAUGAUUAGUGUUUUAUUUUGUUUGCUAGUUUCAGUGCAUAUUGUUUUAUGCGCGACAUAUGUUUCAAAGUUUAUAAUAAUAUGACAUUAAUAGUUUACAUUGAAUAAUCGAGCGAAUUUCUCAAAUUCAGCUGGUGAUCAAAGAAAGGUUCUUUUUUUUCGUUUUACGCGAGUAAUGUAUGGAAACUCGCAUAUAUAAAUUCUUACUAAAAGUGAUAAUCCAUCGGAUACGAUUUACAUAUUCCCAGCUAUAAUAGUGCAAUUACAUUCUUUUGAUAUCCUUACA